AUGAAAUUGGCAUCCCUUUUCGUCGUCACAGUGAUAGGACAAGAGCUAGACUUAGCUGAAGACAUUACAGAAGAAAGUGCUCUGGCUGCAUUGUCUGAGGCUUUUGAAAUCGAUGUUACUGCUGAACUGAUCGACUCGGAGCAAAUAACAAGACGGCGUGGUGGGCAGGAUACCAGAAGUUAUGGCAAGGUCAAAGUUCUUCAGAAAUACUACAACCAUCAGGCUGGCAACAGUGACUUCGAGACGAAGAAACUCAAGCUCUAUGGAUGUCACUGUGGAGGAGGAACCAAAGGAGAUUUUGACUACACCAGUGGUGGUUCUGGAGUUCCUGUUGAUAGAAUUGAUUCUGUCUGCCGGGACUACGCGAACUGUCUUAAAUGCAUAGACGAGGCGUACGAUAACAAGUGUGCCCGUGAUACACGAUACCGCCUCGUAUUCCAAAAUGGCUUGCCUCUUUGCAAAAACGACGUCGGCUCAUGUCAGAGAUCUGUCUGCGAGUGCGAUCACCAAUUCGCCAUAAACAUGGCGGGAGUAUUUGAAGACUACAGUGGCGCAAAUUGGUUCCGUGGCGGAUUCGAUAGAGAUCUUCAGUGUUUCAAAAAAGACAAACGAUCUGCUGGUGAGGGAUUCGAAGUCAAGCCCGUCGGCUGUUGCGGUACGAAGGAGACAUUUCCUUUGAAUCGUAUCUACCGAAGCGACCAAUGUUGUGUCGAGCAAACCGCUACGAUCAAAGACAUCGGAACCUGUUAA
Molecule: messenger RNA, 750 nt
Organism: Oikopleura dioica
Lineage: Eukaryota; Metazoa; Chordata; Appendicularia; Copelata; Oikopleuridae
Source: the annotation of a GenBank genome assembly